UCACUCCUUUGGCACCCCCUCCCCCCUCCGAGCGACAGUUACUCUUGAGGCGAAGAGGAGGCGGAAGACAGGCUGGGGCUGCUUGAUGUCGAUGGGUGAGAGGCCUGCGCUGAGGGAAAGAGGAAGCAGAGCGCGGAGGGAAGGAGAAGGGAGAGGGGGAAAGAGAUGUUUCGGCCCGACAGCGCCGCCACCUUCCACGGCUUUCGAACCAGACCUUAGGUAACAUAAUCCAUGGGUAAAGUUGGGAAGAUGUGGAACAGCUUUAAAUACAGAUGCCAGAAUCUCUUCAAUAAUGAAAGUGGAAACAGAAAUGAAAAUAUUGAUGUGAACUCCAAUAAUUCAUCUGUUAGAGAUAAAAGUGCUUUUGUGCUUGAUCCAGUGGAUCAGCGAUCAAGCAGCCCUUUAAGAGAUGUUUCUUUACAGCUAAGUUUAAAUCCUUCGAAAGCCUCUGCAAAAAAACAUCAAAACUGUGCUGCUGAAAUCCCACAGAUUGUGGAAAUAAGCAUUGAGAAAGAGAGUGACUUGGGUGCCACCACAGGAGCUAGACUUGCACGAAGGGAUUCAUACUCACGACAUGCACCAUGGGGUGGUAAAAAGAAGCAUUCCUGUUCUACAAAAACACAGAGCUCUUUGGAGAGUAAUAAAAGAUUUGGCUGCUGUCGGUUGCAAAGGCGAGAAAGGCGAUACGGUGUGAGUUCUGUUCAUGACACAGAUAGUGUCUCAAGCAGGACUGUAGGUAAUCGUUCUUUGCGGCAAAGGCUGCAGGAUACUGUGGGCCUAUGUUUUCCUGUGAGAACUUACUGCAAACAGUCCAAACCUCUGUUUUCAAACAAAAGAAAGAUCCAUCUUUCUGAACUAAUGUUAGAAAAAUGUCCUUUCCCUGCUGGGUCAGACUUGGCCCAAAAAUGGCAUCUAAUUAAACAGCAUACAGCUCCAGUGAGCCCACACUCAACUCUCUUUGAUGCAUUUGAUCCAUCUCUGGCUUCUACAGAGGAUGAGGAGGAUAGACUCCGAGAGAGACGAAGACUUAGUAUUGAAGAAGGAGUUGAUCCUCCUCCUAAUGCUCAGAUACAUACUUUUGAAGCCACCGCACAGGUUAACCCAUUGUACAAACUAGGGCCAAAGCUGGCCCCUGGUAUGUCUGAGCUUACAGGAGACUGUACUUCAGCACCACAGGGAAGUUCUGACUUGGAGGAGGAUACAACAACCCUCUGUUUGCAGUCACGUAGGCAGAAGCAACGGCAGAUGUCUGGAGAGAGCCAUAGCCACAUCAGCAGGCAAGGAGCUUGGAAAGUGCAUACCCAGAUCGAUUACAUACAUUGCCUUGUGCCAGAUUUGCUUCACAUCACCGGUAAUCCAUGCUACUGGGGAGUGAUGGACCGUUAUGAAGCUGAAGCACUUUUGGAAGGAAAACCUGAAGGUACUUUUUUGCUCAGGGAUUCUGCUCAAGAAGACUACCUCUUCUCUGUGAGCUUUCGUCGUUACAACCGGUCUCUACAUGCACGCAUUGAGCAGUGGAAUCACAAUUUUAGUUUUGAUGCUCACGACCCCUGUGUGUUUCACUCCUCAACUGUUACAGGGCUACUAGAACACUAUAAAGAUCCUAGUUCUUGCAUGUUUUUUGAACCAUUGCUUACAGUUUCCCUAAACAGGACUUUCCCUUUCAGUUUGCAAUAUAUAUGUCGGGCUGUAAUCUGCCGAUACACUUCAUAUGAUGGGAUUGAUUGUCUCCCUUUGCCAUCAAUGUUGCAGGACUUCUUAAAGGAAUAUCAUUAUAAGCAAAAAGUUCGAGUUCGAUGGUUGGAGCGGGAACCAAUUAAAACAAAAUGAACAGAGAAUUCAGAAUCCCCAGAAGCUCAAUAGAAUCUGUGCUUUUUAUGUGUGUUUCAGUAUAACUGCAAUAAGCACAUCAGUGUUUAGGGUUGUUGUUUUUUGGGGGCAAUAUUGUACUUUAAACUUACUGUGUUUACGAGUGUCAGAUGCUGCCUGCAAUUGGUCAUACCUAGUUGUGAAUACUUUUUUAAACAACAUGCAAAAUACAAAAUCACAUAUUUUUUGGGAAAAAAUGGAGACUUUUAGGAUAUGAUUUGCCAGUUCUGAAAUAUGCAGGGCAGAUGUUGGGCAUUGACUUUUAAGUUCCAUUCAGUUUCAAGAUUCAGGCAAAGUGGGUGGCUUGCUUUUUUGUUUGUUUGACUAUGACCACUUGAUUACCAAAACCAAAAAAAUCAACAAACACCUAUCAGAGUUUAGUUUCCCCCAUGCUAAUUUCCUUAUUGAAGCUAAUUAACAAGGGAAACUGUCUCUUCACCUGGCACUUCUGAAACCCAAUCAUGUGCUUUAAUUAUCUGUUAUAUGACUCUGCUCGAUAGCCAAAUAUUUAAUUCUCCAAAUUAAAGACAUUUUAGUGAAUUAAUAAUGUAAGCAUAAUUUAAUCAACCAGUUAAAACUGCACAGAUUUGCAUGUAACAAAAUAGUAGUUCUAAAAGAAAAGGCAUACUUACAGAAUAAUGUCUGCAUAUAGUCCCCAGUAUUAUACUGUAAAAGAGGCAUUUCUGGACUGCAGCCUUCUCUGAGGCUGUCACCCUCCAAAGUGAUCAGCAUUGUGUGGGGAUGAUGGGUUUUGAAGUCCAUCACAUCUGAAGUAUGGGUUGGGAAGAAUCCCAUACUGCUUAAUGCAGAAGGGGGACUACUUCUUGAAUUGCACAUUCAACUUCUAUAAGUAUUUUAAAUGUACAUUUUUUAAAAACACACAAAGCUAUUAAAUUGUCGUUGUUUUAAGAAUAUUGAAAGAGUUUUAAUUGCUUUGGUGUUGCAGUCCUAGAAGCAACACUUGAAACAAAAUUCCAUCACAUGUAGGAAGUUUCAUUUACCGCUAACUAAGCUGGGUGCCACUGUUGGUGUAGUUUUUGACCUUAACUCUGUUUCGCUCAUAAGAACCAUUGAGGAGAAACUGGAACUCCAUAUUAAUUUGGGGUUUUUCAAGUUGAUCUGCGGAGCACCAAUUAUGUGAAUGCUCGGCUUAUAAUAUAGAAAGAUUAUGAGUAAGUAAAUUAUUUUUCUGAUAAUGCAAAUCAUGGCAAUUUUGUCCAAGAGUCAAUUACUGAAUAGGGCCUGGCCUAGGACCCCUGCUUUUCAUGCCAUCCUUGUUCCAUAAUCUAUGCCUCAGGUCUAGGGCCCAAGAUUUCUGUAAAACACAUUGGUUUUGAUAAUGUCUGUACUGAAAAAGAAGAUAUUAAAAUAUGUAAUGUGCUUUCAUUUAUACAAGAAAGUUGCUUGGGGUCUCAGUGGAUCACUUAAUUAUUUUUUCAUUCAAGUGGUCUGCAAAAGUUUACUGCUAUAGUAACCUGUUUUUUUGAAUGGUUCAAAACAGUAUUUUAAACUUCUUCUACAAACUGUUAACGACCAUCUAGCUUACAUAUAACUUCUAGCUGAUCCAACAUACUCACUUUUUACCCCACUUCUCCGUCCCUUCCUCUUCCCUUUUCAAUUCAUCAAAAUUAAAAUUUCAGGCUUCAUAGGUACUCUUGUAUUUGUAAACUGUGUAGCACUUUGGGCGGGAGGGUUAAACUUGUAGAUUGUGUUCCUUCUUCAGCAAAUGCUUUUGGCAACUUGCUCUUUUGCUUCCUUUUUCUCUCUUUGUGGACGGAACAUGAAUUGUUUUGUCCUAGCUGUGUUUGCACUAAAAUUUGUGUUGGAGUAUGGCGUCCCUUGUUUUUUGCUGAUGUAUCUUGUACCAAUGAGUAGCGCUUCUAGAUUCUUAAACUGUUGCUACAGUAUGUUCUUCUUCAUGGCAGUGAGUGCGAGGUAGGGAAACUUCAAAGCUGCAUAUACAGGAUAAAUUAUACUUGUAUGCCAACACUAACUAGUUUAUCACUAUGUGUGUUUCCUUCUGCUUGCUGUGCCUUGUUACAGCAUUUUUGUGCUAAUAAAGUACCGUAUUUUCAGUGUUA
Molecule: messenger RNA, 3950 nt
Organism: Anolis sagrei ordinatus
Lineage: Eukaryota; Metazoa; Chordata; Lepidosauria; Squamata; Anolidae
Gene: SOCS5
Product: suppressor of cytokine signaling 5
Biological process (GO): intracellular signal transduction; phosphatidylinositol phosphate biosynthetic process
Cellular component (GO): phosphatidylinositol 3-kinase complex
Molecular function (GO): 1-phosphatidylinositol-3-kinase regulator activity
Source: RefSeq, a predicted model, not a curated record